This is a messenger RNA of Entamoeba invadens IP1, 1155 nucleotides long. RefSeq lists its product as hypothetical. The record is from RefSeq and is a predicted model, not a curated record. The transcript has 2 exons. Lineage: Eukaryota; Evosea; Mastigamoebida; Endamoebidae. The coding region runs from base 1 to 1155 and encodes 384 amino acids.
AUGUCAACGCUAUCUGGUUAUCACGCCAUGAUAGUUUCAAUGUAUUUUAAAACAGUUGAAGACUUUAUUAACAUAGAGUUUGUAUGCAAAAAAUAUCUCAACAAUAUGGGGAAGUUUCAUUUAAAUCCGAUUCCGUUAAAUCAUAAAACAAUAGGCCACUUUUUUAACAUCGAGACACUUAAUUUGUGGAACAAAAAUGAUGAAAAUUUUGGAAAUGGGUUUAUUAUCAAUUCUCGAUUUAAUGAAAACACUGAAAUCUAUGAAAAUAUUAAUAAAAAUAGAAAAAGCGUUUUAAAAAAAGAUUCUAUCAAAUCAAUGUGUGUGACAUCAAUUGGUGAGUGUUGUUUUAGUGAAUGCAACAGUCUUUGCAACGUGACAAUACCAUCAAAUAUAACAUCAAUCGGUGAAUAUUGUUUCAGUGGAUGCGACAAUCUAAGAGAUGUAACAAUUGGUCAGAGUGUGACAUUUAUUAAUAAUUAUUGUUUUAAUGAAUGCACCAGUCUCAGCAAUGUGGUACUUUCAACAGACAUUACAGCAAUAGGUGAUGACUGUUUUAAUGAGUGCAGCAGUUUGAGCAGAGUAAUUAUUCCAGCAAAUGUUAAAACUAUUGGCGUUGGUUGUUUUAGUGAAUGCACAAGUCUAAGCAGUAUUAUAAUACCAUCAAGUGUUACAUCAAUUGGUAAUUGGUGUUUCAAUGGGUGUAGCAGUUUGAAAGGUGUUACUAUAUCAUCAUGUGUAAAAUCAAUUGGCGAAAAUUGUUUCGGCGGAUGUUGCAGCCUAAGCAGUGUAACGAUACCAUCGAGUGUGACAUCAAUUGGUGAUGGUAGUUUUUACAUAUGCAAAAGUCUAGUUGGUGUUACAAUACCACCAAGUGUUAAAACAAUUGGUGUUAGUUGUUUUGGUGGAUGUAUCGCAUUGAAUAAUAUUAUGAUACCAUCAAGUGUAAUAUCAAUUGGUGGUUAUUGUUUUAAUGGGUGUAGCAGCCUGAAAACUGUUACAUUGUCAUUAGACUUGACAUCAAUUGGUGAUAAAUGUUUCUUCGAUUGUGAUAGUUUAAGUAGUAUUACAAUACCAUCAAGUGUGGUGUUAAUUGGUGAAAAUUGUUUUUCACUUAACACUACAGUUCAUCGUGAGUUAACAACGAAUAAUGAGUAA